Closterium sp. Naga37s-1 is the source of this 13434-nucleotide messenger RNA. The record is from the annotation of a GenBank genome assembly. Lineage: Eukaryota; Viridiplantae; Streptophyta; Zygnematophyceae; Desmidiales; Closteriaceae.
AUGGGGCUAGAUGCGUUGAAUAAGGGAGUGGGUACUUUGCAAGAGGUGCCGCAGGAGGGGGUGGAAAGCGAAGCUGAUGCUGGAAGAGGAGGAGUAGGAGACGGAGAACAUUCAGGAGUUGAGGUUCAGUUGGGGGCUGGUAACGGAAAAGAGACUGCUGUUGUGAGAGGAGCGGGCGGGGCGAGAGCGGAAGUUCUACACGUGCUGCUGUCGUUCCUGUCCCUUGUCCUGUUCUUCUGUGAUUGCGGUGCGACUGGCCCGGCUCCCCCGUCUAGCGCCCCUCCUGGCGCCCACACGAGUGGUUCCCUGGCAGGACCUGCUAGACGCUCUGGUGCUCCUCCUGCUGGUGCUGGUGGUGCUGGUAGUGCUGCUGCUUCGGAUGCCACGGGCUUGCCGAACCAGGGGGCUUUUAGUCAGUCGGCGACAGGUUCGGGGUCUUCUCCAGCUGCGGUUUGGGAGCGGUUCCGGCGCAGGAGGUCCGGAACAGGCUUGGCGCGGCAGGGGGAGGUGUCAAGGGGAGCGGGAAGAGGGGAAGCCAGUGGGGGGAGCGGGGCAGGCGGGGAUGAAAGCGUUUUCAAGGGCUGCUUUGCACUGAAGCCCCGCCCUGUGGGGUCAAUGAAACAGGCAGCAGCAGCAGGAGGGGUACCGGGAGGAGAAGGCGGAGUGGCUUUGCCGGGAGGCACGUUUGGAUGGCCUGGUGGGUACAGGAACGGAGGGAAGGAGCGAGGUGGAGGAGGAGUAGGAGGAGGAAAGGGAGGGGGUUCUGAGGUUGAAACGGAUUGGUUGGUGGGAGUGGAGGCGUUUUUGAGCCAAUCAGAGAAGCUUUGCUGGGAAGGGUUGUUGGGGAAGGAGAAACGGAAUGGAGGGGGAGUACUGAGGUUGCAGGAGGGCUUGUGGAGCGAAGAGGUUGUGAGAGGGCUCAGGGGGGCUCUGUCAGGGAAGGCAUGGGGGGGAGAAGGUGAGGAGGGGGAGAAAGAGGACGUGAGUGGGGUUGAGCGAGGUGAGAAGGAUGGUAAAAACGAUUCUGAGAAGAAGGAUGGUGAGAAGGAGAAGCGUCAGGAGGAGGAAACGAUGACCGUCAGUGGAGAGGGCAUGCACGGGGAUGUUGCAGCAGCAACAGGAGAAGCAACUGUAGCAGCGACUCGAGUGCUGGUUCUCGGGGAGCUAAGUCGGCAGCAGGUGGUGGAUACCAUCUGCCAGCUGGCGCGCAGGCAUUGGCUGAGACGCAAGGCACUGGCGAGAGAGAGGGUUGUUCGGGCGAGGAAGGAAAAGGAUGGAGUGAGGUUGGGGGAGGGAGGGGGUGGGGAGGGGGAGGAAGGACUUGGUGAGGAGGGGGCAGAAGAGGUGGUGGUGGAUGAAAUGGGGGAGAUGGAAGGGGAAAAGGCCGAGGUGAAAGGGGAAGCGGAGGUGGUGGAGGGAGGGGAAAAGAUGGAGGUUAAAGUGGAAGGUGAAGGGUUGGAGGUGGUCGAGAGUGUGGUGAAGGAGAAGGGAGGAGGUCAGGCAAAGGAGAAAGAAGAAGGUGAGGUGCGGGAGGGGGACGAAGGAGAAGCAAAGAGGGAGGUGGAGGAAGGGCACGAUGGGGCGAGUGAGGGAGUCAAGGGAGGGAAGGAGAAGUCAGGGCGUGCAAGUGAGGAGCCGUCUGAGAGCAAAGAAUCAGGGGCAGAAGGCUCGACUCUGCAAGGCGAAGGCAGUGGGACGGAGGAGGAGGAGGCUGGGUCCAAGGUGGGAGGUGAGGCAGUAGUUGAAGCAAGCUCAGAAGGGAGCGGAGCAGGUGAGGGCAGGCAGGGGGCUGCUGCGUCAGAGGUGGUUGUAGCGGCACCUGAGGCUCCUCCUGCGCUGCCAGAAGCGCUGCUGUCAGUAGAGCAAGCAGACUUAGGCAGACCUCUGCGCCUGUACCCGGCUGGUUCCUUCCCCCUCCUCCCACCUGCUUCGGCUCCUGUAGCAGGCGAAACAGGAGCAGCAGGUGAAACAGGAACAGCAGGUGCAGCGGAUGUAGAAGGUUCAAGAGAUGCAGCAGACGUAGCAGAUGCUGCAGGGGUUGGGAUUGGCAAAGCAGCAGCUGGGCCGCCGUCGCUCUUGACGAUCAGUCUCGGGGGGAAGGUGGCAAUUGGGGCAGGGUCAACUGUGAGGCUGUGGGAGGCGGAUGACAUAGUCCCUCGCACUGCUGCCAGUACAGGAGCGGAUAAUGAUCACGCUGCUGCUGCUGCUGCCGCCGCCGCCACCACCACCGCCGCCGCCGCUGCUACUGACCUGGCACCUAUACCUUCGGUGGAGGUGGCAGCAGCGCCGAUGGAGAUAGGGGAGGUGGACGUGGGGUACCCCGUGCACAUGCUGGCCGUCCAUCCCACUGUGGACUCGCUGCUAGCUGUCGCAGGGACCAACCAGGUGGAGGUAAGUCACUUCAUGUUCGAUGUGUUAGUGCUGGACGAUGACUGCACGCUCGUCACUCGCUCCGCGGUGAACCUGCGUGCUGGCCUUCGCACUGCAAGGAAACACCGCCGGCCACACAGGCAGCAGCAGGAGCAGGCGGAGGAGCAGGAAGAGCAACAGCAGGAGGAGAAUGGGGAGGCAGAGGAGGAGGAGGAGGAGAAGGGUGAUGGUGAAGCAGAAGGGGAUGGGCCUGGCAAAGUAGUUGUUCCAGAAACAGAUGUGGUUAUAAAGAGGAUGUGCUGGUUGCCCCUUGCAGGAGGCCCGUUUCUGGAGGCUCGACUGCUCGUGGCGACCCCUUCAGCGGCGCUCCUGUUUGCAGUGGCUGUGGGGUAUGAUGCUCAGCUGGUUGCCACUUUCCAGCUCCCUGCGGGCCAACCUUCAGGAGGAGGAGGAGCUUCAUAUGCGCAGCAGGAAAAGGAGGGGGAUAGGGAAGAGGGAGAGGAGGAGGGGGAGGGGGUGGGAGUAGGGAAGGUGGGAGAGGAGGAGAUUGUGGAUGUGUGUGUGGUGCAGAGGGAGGAGGAGGACGAAGAUGACGAGAGGGAGGGGCACGAGGAUGGGGAUGAGGAUGAUGGGCAUGGGCAUAGGAAUGAUGAGGAAGGUCCCCAGAUGCAACUGACAGUUCUCACCAGCCAGGCUGCACUGUACUAUGCAACCAUAGACGAUGGCGAAUCAGCUAAUGAGGAGGAUGAAGACGACAAUCAAGAGGAGGAGGAUGAGGACGAGGAUGAUUAUGAUGAUGCAGAGAAUGGAUUCGAUCUGUUCCUGUUCAUGCCAUGUCAGCACGUCACGUUGCGCCACCUGUCACUCCGGCCAUCAGGCUCGGGCCUACCCUGGCACCAUCAGGCUCGGGCCGGUCUUUCCGCUCCUGCGUCUUUGGAAGAAGCUGGGGAAACAGAGGGAGGAGGUGGAGGAGGAGAAGGAGGAAGCGGUGUAGCUUUGGGUGAGGUCGGAGGGGUUGUGGGAACGAGGGGAGGUGGGUUCUUGUGUCCAGUGGCAACGCACGAAGGAUUUCUGGUCUCUCCUGAUGGCCAUCAGCUCUUUUUUGCUCGCCUCACACUCUCCGGUCAGGCAAUAUCUCUGCUGCAGGAGAUCACCAUCAACAACCAGGGACCACUCGCACCAUCUGCAGCGGCUGGGCAUCAGGGUCAGGUUGGUGGUGGUAACCACCCUGGUUGCAUUGUGGGCGUGGCAGCAUGUCGAGCUAGUAAGGAGAGGGAGGGUAGUGAGACAGAAGAAGAGGAGGAGGAAGAGGAGGAGGAGGAGUACGAGGAGGAAGAGGAGGAUAUGCAAGAGGAGGAGCAGAGGGAGGGUGAAAGCGAGAGUGGGAGGGUUCAGGCUCAGGAGAUUGGUCAGGUGGAUGGGGAUAACCGAGUGGUGCUGCUGUAUCAGGAUGUGCGGUUUGCAGUGCAAGGGGUGAGAGGCAGCAGGAGUGGCGGUGGUGGGGGGAGUGGUGGCGGGGGCAGCAGGAGCGGGAGCGGGAGCAGUGGUGGCAGUGGUGCUGGUGGUGGUGGGAGGAGUGCAGGUGCUGGUUCAGGUUCUGCUGCUGACGUGGCAGGGAUGAGUGACAUGGACAGUGAAACCGUGCUGCAUAAUCUCAUGGCCGAGGACGGCUUCUUGGAAGCUUCCUCCUCAAAGGGUUUCAAGAUCACCGUAACCAACACCAACUCCAGUCUUCUCCUUGUGGGAAUCCGCGUCCUCGUUGGAAUCUCCCCCUCCUCGCACACCCCCUCCUCCCUCUCCCUCUUCCACCGCUCCCUCCCCCUCGACCGCUCCUCCCGCCGCUGGUACGAUCUCCCCUUCACUCCCGCCGAAUCCCUGCUGGCAGACCGCCACGUCAGCAUCCACGAGAGAGAGGAGCGAGUGGUUGGGGAUGCUUUGGCAGUGCUGACUGGGCUUUUGAGUGGUGGUGCUGGGGAGGGCUGGCAGCAGGGAGAGCAGCACGCAAUGCAGGAGUCAGAGCGACAGGCAGAACAGCAGACAGAAGAUGGACAGAAGGGAGAGAAGGAGGAGCAGGUGGAGGGGCAGGAAGGGAAGGUGGAUCUGGGGAAGGUGCAGCUGCUGGGGGAGGAUUUGCUGAAGGAGCUACUCCAGGAGGUGUUGAGAGGAGGCCCGGAGGAGGAGGAGAAGGAGGAGGAGGAAGAGAGGCUGGGCAGUCUCGUGAAAGGUGGUGGUGGUGAUUUAGGGUUCUCCCGUGGUGGUGGUGCUGGUGCUGUGGGAGAAGGGUCCAUGGCAGAGUUGCUGCUGGGCUUGUGCCGAUCGCUGCGUCCGUCCCAGGCUGAUUUCGUCCAGGCCUGCGACUCAACAGAGCUGUCUCUCGCCUCAAAGACACAGCCCAACCAGCAAGCCUAUGCUCUCCAGAGGCACAUGGACGCUAUGGCUCACAUCGCACUGCUGCGACCCUCCAGCGUGCGCCACUUCCUCUCCUCCACACCCACUACAGGCGCUCCAAGCGCUGCUCCCGUAGAAGACCUGCAUAACCGCCUUCUCUCGGUGCUUCAGGCUCCGGACGAGAGUGCUGCAGAUGGGACAGCAGAGAGGGGCGAUGACAAGGGUGCAGGCAGCAAGGGGAUGGGUGGCAAAGAUACAGGUGGCAAGGGGAUCAAGACCCACCCUGGACAUUCCGUGCUCACCACGCGUUGCGCUCCCCUCUCUGUCUUUGCGUCUCUCCCUGCGUCAACUUGUGUCAACCACAGGACGGCUCUCUGUGCUCUCUUCCUGCCGCCGCCUCCUCUCCCGUCGCCGCCGCCACUAGCCUCCCGCCAGCCGUCCAUGCAGCAUGGAACAGCAGCAACCAACGUGGUUGACACAAGCAGCAAGCAGGCAGCAGCAGCAGCAGCAGCAGCAGCAGCAGCAGCAGCAGCAGCAGCAGCAGCAGCAGGAGCAGCAGCAGGAGCAGCAGCAGGAGCAGCAGCAGGAGCAGCAGCAGGAGGAGAAGCACCCCAAAGCUUCACAUCAGACAGUGCCGAUGUUUCUGGUGUCGACACUGGGUUUGGCGCAGAAGGUGCUGCUCUUGGAGCUACGACUGGAACUGCUGGUUUUGGGUCGUAUGUGGAGAGUGGGGUGGUGGAGGGGGAGGGCUCAGCAGAAGACAUGGAUAUAGACCAAACAGACAUGACUCAACACAUCAAUCAACACUUUGGGCAUCAUGAGUUCGAUCAGAACAUAGACCCGCAGCUGUCGGUGGUGCAGUUCUGCUGUGAUUCCUGCGGCGUGUGCCCCAUUCAGGACGUGCGAUGGCACUGCCUCGUGUGUGACGACUUUGACCUCUGUAACGAGUGCCACCAGGCCGUUUCCGCUGCCGCUGCUUCUGGUGGCUCCUCUGCUGCUGGUGCUGCAGCUGCUGCUGCUGCUGCUGCUGCUGCUGGUUCUGCUGCGUCUCUCUUCCCCUUCAGCUCGCACAGCAUCUCACACCCCAUGGUCUCCAUUCCCAUAGAUCCUGCAGUGGAUGGCAUGGGGGAGGAAGGAGGAGUGGAGGGGCUUAUGGAUAGGCUUGGGUACGGGUUUGGUGGGGAGUCUGGUGAGGAUGGUAAUGCUGGUGAGGAUGGUACCGCUGGUGCUGAGUAUGGUACUGGGUUGGAUCCUGGUGGGUCAAUCGGUGGCUCAGGGAUUGGGGAACCAGGGGUAGAGGCACAUAGUGAGAUGGAACAGCAGGGGCAGGAGCAGGAGCAGCAGGGGGCCGAUGGGACUGAUGGGACGGACAAGAGGGAAAGCACAGGGAAUAUGGUGAAGGAUGGAGAGGAGGAGGAGGAGGAGAAAACGAAGCAGGAGAAGGCGAGGUGGGAGGAAGUGAGGAUGCGUAUGAACCACGUGGGACGGGAGGUGCUGCAGCAGCUGCUCUCCUCCUUCUCCCCUGGAUGGUCCCUCCCGCCCCAACCCACUCUCACCCCCCCCUCCUCUGAUACUUUCUGCCCUCGCUCCCCUCCCAUGCCACUGCUGCAGCUGCUCUUGCGCGUAACAGGAGCAGGGGCAGCAGGGGUGGGGCCUAUGGGGGUUGCUAUGCCAAGUGUAGGUUCUAUUGAGAAGAAGGAGAGGAAGGAGAAGAACGGAGGGGCAAGGAAGAGGAAGGAGAAGGAAACGGGUGACCUGGAAUCGCCUGGAGCCCAGCUGCUGACGUGGACGCUGACGUGGCUGGUUGAUGAGCUGGAGCACGGCUGGCGCCAGUUGUCCGGAGCGAGGGAAGGGCGUGUGGAUGCCGGUGCUGGUGGUGUUAGUGCUGACAUGGCAGCUUUGACCUGCCUCUUGGAUUCCACCGAGACUAACCCCUCUGGGGCUGGACGGAAGGGGAGAGAGGAGCUGCUGCAGUGGGCGCUGUGCCUUUCUGCUGAGGUGGCACCCGUAUGCCUCACAGAGAAAGGUGUACCGAGUGAGAAGGAAUUUGUGAGUGAGAAGGGAUUUGAGUCGGCAUGGCAGCCACUGCUGUGUGCGUACCUGCAGAGAGCUGCUUCAGAGGGAGUUCUGGCUCAGCCCAAAGAGCAGGAGCGGACCAAAGAGGGCGCGGUUAUUGCCCAGGUAGAUCUGGGACGGUUUGGAGCGGUUGAGAGUGGUGGGAGUGGUGGUGGAGGGGGUGGUGAUGGUGGGAAGGCGGGGGAGGAGGGAGGGGGUGGAGCGGGAGGGAUGGGAAGGAGAGAAGGGAAGUAUGUGCGGCAGCUGUUGCUGCUGACCUGUGGGGUCCAAUCCCUCCUGCUCCUCAACGCCACACUCCACGUGGCGCAAUCUCAGCCGUCCACGUGGCGCUGGUACUGCGCAGGCAAGGACACGUCAGCGCUACAGCUGCUGGCGGCCGUAGCAGCCGCUACAUCCUCUCCCCGCUGGGCGGCAGAGGAUGAACCCCUCGCUGUGUGCGCGCUACAGCUGGUGGCUCUUGCGUUUGACUGUGAUAGCAGCGGUAAAAGCAGCAGCAGCAGUAGCAAGAAAAGAAAGGGGUUUGGUGCGGUUGAUAUGGGUGCACAAGCAGUUGCUCUGUUUGGCGUCUCAUUGGAUUCCCAGCAGCAGACACAGGAGCAACAGGGGCAGCGGCAGCAAGAGCAGGGGAAGGCGCAGGGACAGCAGGCAGAGAGGGGCAGCAGCAGCAGGGAUGGCGCGGCCACUGGCAUUGUUCAGUUCAUCGCCUCCUUUGUGCUCUCUGCUGCCUCUGCCAGGCUGCGAUCCCAGGGCUGCAUGGUCAUGCAGGGAGUGUGGAAACACGCCUCUCCGUCUCUCCACAACUCCAUCCUCUCCUCCCUCCUCGCCAUCCUCCCCCAAACCCCUUGUCUCGGCUCCCACGCCCUCAGCUUCUCCCGCCUCCUCCUCUCGCUCCUCGCUGACCUGGCGUCCAGUCAGCAGCCAGCUGGCACCGCUGACGUGGCAGCACGAGCAGCAGCCGUGCUGCUGACGCAGCUGGCGCAGCAGAGUCAAGCGGUGGCCAACCAUCCGAGCUCAUCACUCAACUCUGCCUUGCAUAGACUCCUGGGCCCUGAGAGCGACGGAACAAUUGCUGCUGCUGCUGCUGCUGCUGCUGCUGGUACUGGUGGUGGGGGCAGUGGUGGGGGUAGUGGUGCUGGCAGUGGCGGUAGGGGAGGAGCAGCAGGAGCAGGAGGAGCAGGAGGAGCAGGAGCAGGAGGAGGGGGGAAAGGAGGAGGAGGAGGCAGGGGGUCGGUGUGGGGAAAGGCAGAUGGGGAGCCGUGUGCGGUGUGUGCGUAUCCCGAGGCGGUGUGGGGGAGUGUGAGGAUGGAGAGUGUGCGGCAGGAGGUGCGCUUCUCAGACUGCCGCAUCUUCCUGCGCCUCACAGAGCCGCACCUCAUCAAGGGGUUCACCAUGACGGUGCACGAUUCAAGGAGGGGUCGCUCCGUGAAGGAUCUUCGCCUGCUGGGGAGCAACAGUGCCGCCUGCGACUUGCAGCAGAUCAAGACCGCUACAGACGAGCUCUGCCGCCCGCUCGCUCGCUGCCAGCUGGCGGCCGACCAGCCGGAGAUCCGCGUGGAGCUGCCUCUGCCCGUGGCACUGCGCUUCAUCGUCGUGGAAUUUGCUUCCUUUCAUGAGAAUCACUCAUCGUCCUCGUCGCCGUCUCGCGAGUCGCUGCAGUGUCCGCGGUGUAACCGCGUGGUAACGAGCCGGCACGGCAUGUGCACGGUGUGCCAUGAGAACGCCUUCCAGUGCCGCCAGUGCCGCUCCAUCAACUACGACAACCUCCACGCCUUCCUCUGCCCGCAAUGCGGCCACUGCAGGUACGGUCGGUUCGAUUUCGCGCUGCAAGCACACCCCUGCCCCUCCUCCAUAGACCCGAUCCUCUCCGAGGAAGCUUCCAAGAAGGUCGCUGCAGCAUUGGAGGCUGAGGCUGAGUCAGCAACUCGGCUCCGUCAGCAGCUGCAGGCGCUGCGCCGGCCAAUCGUGCGCCUCGUUUCCACUGGUACUGCUGGCGGUGGUGGUAGCAAUGCUGCUGGUGACUCUUCCCUGUUUUCUACCACUGGUGGUCUCCCUCUCUCCUCCGCAUCUAUCGUAGCAGCCACGGCAGCAGCCGCUCAGGCGCACGUGAGCCGUCGGAUCGCGAUCCUGGGCGCGCUGUACGCUGACAAGUGUCGCACCGUGCACCGCGGGCUGGCCACGUCAGCAGAGAGGAUGGGCGCGCUACAGAUGGCCCUCGCUGAAUACCACCUGCUCGUGGGGCAGCAGAGGAGGAGCCGCCGCAAGCAGCAGCACCUGCAGCUCCAGCUGCAAUCAUAUCAUGAUCAGCAGCAGCAGCAGGAGGAGAAGCAGUGGCGGCGGCAGCAGCAAGGCUUUGGUUAUGAGGAGGCGAGCAGGGGGUUGGGUAGCAGCGGCAGUGGUGCCGGGGUGUGUUUGGAUUGUAGCAGCACUUUUGUCGGGUUCUGCCUUCAGUGGUUGGAGGCCCUCCUUCCCAUCCCAGCAGCCCCCUCCGCCCUCCUCUCUCUCUCCGCCAUCCCCACCAUCUUCUCCUCCUCUCUCCUCUCCGGCCCCUCCUCCUCCCGCUCUCGUGCACGCCACCUCUUGACCCGCCUCGCACUCACAUCCCCUGUCGCCUUGCACAAUCUACUGGAUCUAAUCGAAUCUAAGGUCUCUGCUGCAGUGGGCGGCUAUCUGCUUGCUGACGUGGCGCCAGCUGUCAAGGACCCGCUGCUGCUCCUUGCUGACCUGUCUUCGUCUCCAUCUGAGUCAGACUCGAGCUCGUCGGAAUCUGCCAUUUCAUCUCCUUCCAGGAAGCUUCUAUGUUUGCAACUGGCUACUCGUCUGUUCUUCCAGGCCUUCGCCACCACCCAUCUGCACCCCUCUGUAUCGGACCAUGUGCUGCUGCCCACCCUCCGUAUAGUCACCUCCUCUUGCAAGCACGCUGCUGUAGAGGGGUCAGAGAGGCAGACUGAGGCGACUUCUCAGAUUGAAGGAGAUUCGUUACAGAGUGGGGACGGAAUAUCAGGGAGUGCAAAUAGCAGUAGCAGUGGUACCAGUGGUACUGCUUCAGAGGUUGACCCUUUGCCGCCCGCAAUCUGCAAGUUUGCCGCCCGCUGGCGUGAUCGCACGCGGGAGCGCAGCGCUCUGGAUGGCAGGCUUCGGCUGCUAGUGCGCUCUUUCGGGAGCUGGUGUUUCGGCAGCAAGCAUCUCUUCGCCCAGCCUGGAAAAGACCACCUCCAAGGAAAUCAAAUAUUUCUCACUGCAGAUUUGAUCGCCAGCUGUCGCUCGCCGCCCGGUCUCCGAUCAGAGAUCUGCGAUCUGCUCGAGCUGCUGGCAGGGGUGGCCCCUCGAUACAAUCACGCCGUGCUAGAGUCGCUGCUGUCCCUCCUCCCCGCAACUACACACGCAGGGGAAGCCUCAGCAGAAUACUUCUCGCUCCUCUCCCGCCUCCUCUCCUCUCCUCACGCUCCUACCUCCAGCAGACCCUCGCAAAGCAGAACCGCAUCCUCUUCCAAUACAUCCCUCCUUUCCACUCAGUUCCGUCCCUAUUCAUACUCAUCAGCAGCCCAGGGAAGCCUCUCCCCCCUUCGACCCCCCCCCGGCACGGCUGCUCGUGCUCUCUGUUCCUCCUCUUCCUCUCGUCCUGCUUCCACCCGUUCCUCCUCUCACCAACCCUCGGUAGACCAGCCGAGCGUACAGCAUUCGUCUCUGCUCUUCCUAGCAUCUCGAGGCCUCCUACCUACACUCACCUCCUUCAUCUCUCACUCCGUUUUCCAGCUGCAAGCACAAGAAUUCCGAGCCAUGGCCCCGCUCCUUGCUCCCUCCUCCUUCUCCUUCUCACUCUCGCCUUUUGCUGCCUCAUCGGCUGCCGCUGCCUCAUCGGCUGCCCCUGCUGCCCCUGCUGCCUCUGCCUCGGCGGCGUAUCCCAUCCUGCAAGCCAUUCGGCUGCUGCAGCAGGCCCUGCAGCAUCCCAAGCUGCUGAGACUCUUCUUUCACCCGGCUUGGAGGGGCGGUAGCAGGGGUGCUAACGCCAAUACCAGCCGAAGCAGUAGCAGCACCAGCAGGUGUUUGGUGCUGGCAGUGCGAGCGCUAGUGGGUCUGCAAGGGCUGGUGGUGACACGGACUCAACUGGUGGUGGAGUGUCAGCAGCAGCUCUCUCUGCUGCUGCAGGGACUCGUGACGAAAGCCGAAGGGGAGAGAGCGGAAGGGAUGGGGCGUGAGGAGGGGUGUGAGACGAGCGAUGGGAGGAGGAGAGCGUUUGUGGCGGCGUGUGUGGAGGUGCUGGGGGAAUUGGUGGUGGCGGAGGAAGGGGCGGUGCAAGAUGCUGCUCUGUGUGACUCUUGGAGGGCGAUAACUUUCCUUCUCCGGCAUCUCUGCAACACCAUCUGCCCCACACGCCCCGAGCCCGAAUACGAGAUGCUACUCAUCAAGGCAGCGACACAGGAGGAGUUUCUGCCAGGGCGCCUGCAGCACAACCCCUACUCCUCCAAGCAGGUCGGCCCUCUCAUGCGCGAUGUCAAGAAUCUGAUAUGCAAGGAGCUGGAGCUGCACGGGCUCAUGGAUGAUGACUAUGGCAUGGAGCUGCUGGUUGAAGGGCAGAUCUGCUCCCUGGGGCUGUCCGUCAGAGCAGUGUACGAGCAAGUGUGGAAGCAGAGGGGGGCCAUGAGCGUGACCUUCAGACUGCAGGGCUUGGACGGCGAGGCAACAGAGCCGAUAGUGAAGGAGCUGGAGGAAGGAGGGGAGGAAACCACUGAUCCGGAGAAGGAGUUUGCUGCUGCUGCCGCUCUGGUGCCUGUCAGCCCUGAUGGCGAGAGACAGAUGCAUCUGAGGAGUCAUAAGGACGAGAGGGCUGGAGCCAAUGAAGCAGACAGAAGGGAGGAAGGGGGUGAGGAGAGGGUUGGAAAAGGGGUCGAGGUAGGGGGUGGAGUGGGGGGUGCGGAGGGGGGUGAAGUGGGGAGUAGAUUGGGCAUCCCAGACGGUUUGCUGCUGCUGCUUAGGCUGUUAGAGGAGGUGGCAGAUGAGGAGUUAGCGAGUGGGGAGGAUGACGUGGCAGACCUCCUGAAGCUGCUGCACACCGCGUGCCUACUGCGGACCAAUCGCGUGCAUCUGCUGCGCUCCCACGCGCUGCCACGUCUGCUCGACCGCGCUACGCGUGCAGCGCUGUAUGCGCACGGUGUUGCCACGUCAGCACCUGGGGGAGGGGCGGCUGGGGUGGCUGCUGCUGCUGUUGCUGCUUCCCAGGCCUCGCUGGCAGGUUCGGCGGAGGUUGCAGCUGACACAUUGCUUCGGAUUGUGGAUCUGCUGAUGGUGGAAGGUGGUGAGGGUAGCAGCAUGGGGGGCGAAAGCGGUGUGGGCACUGCAACAGCAGAGAAGGAAGAAUAUAGCCAAGAUGAGAAGGAUGAGAAGUAUGAAGGAUCGGGGCGGGGAGAAGAAGCAGUGAGAGUGUUUCUUGAGAAGCUUACUGCUGCAUCGCUCUCCCAGGCUGCUUCUGGGGUAGGCUUAUCUGGCCUAGGCGCGUUUACAGCAGGAGGAGCAGGGGGAGGUGGAGGAGGUGGAGGAGCAGGAGGAGGAGCGGGUGGAGGGAAGAAGAAGAAGAGGGAUUUUUCGGAGAGUGUGGCUCGGAUUUUGCCGUAUAUGACGUAUGGGGAGGGCAGGGCUAUGGGGGUUCUGGUGGAUCAUUUUUGGCCCCUGCUGCUGGAUUGGGCUGGGUUUGAUCGGUUGGUGGGGGAGUUGAGAGGGGUGGAGAAGGAUGGGGAUGGGUUGGAGGGUGUGACAGAAAGUGGGAGGGAGGAGAGUGAGGGGGGAGAGGAGAAAGAGGGGGGAAGCCGGGAGGAGGAGGGGAAGGACGGGGAGGGUAGUGGCGGUGGGGAGGCAGGGAGUGGGGAAGAGGAGAGUGAGGAGAGUGAGGAGGAGAGGAGGAGGAAGGCGGUGCACUGGUGGCAGAUGGCGGGGCAUUUCGAGCGGCUGGUGGGAGCAAUCAGGCUGGAUGGCAGUGGGCUGAGGCUGCGCACUCUCAUCCUGGAGAGGGGGAUUCCGCAAGCUGCUGUGCGCCAUCUGCUCGCGUCCUUCCCCCCCACCGCCCUCUGCCCCACCUCCGACCUCUCUGAUCUCCGCCCCCUCCCCGCCUGGCAACACGCGCUCGCCCUGCCCUCCCUGCCCCUGCUCUUGGGUCUGCUGCUCGGCCUGUGCCGCGGCCAUCCCCCCACACAACGAGUCCUUCUGGGCACCGGUGGGGGGAAGGGAGUGGCGGACGCUGGUGGUGGAGAGGAGGUGGAAACGGGUGGGGAGGAGGGGAGGGUGGGCGGGGAGAAGGUGGAGCAGGGUGCGGAAAACGGGGUGGUGGGGGCAGAGAAGGGGGUGUUACCACUGCUGCUGCUGCUGGAGGGGGUGGUGGGGUAUGAUGGGCUGGGAGCGAGGGCUGAAGCGCUGCUAGAGGUGCUGAGCGGUGGAGAGGAGUCGGGAGAGGUUGGCGAGCAAGGGGAGGGAGGGAAGGAGGAGGGGAGAGGAGAUGGGGUGGAUGAGGAGGUUCGGUUGGCAGUGGCGGCUCUAAGGGCAGCAGCAAAGGAGAGGAGGAGAGAGAAGGCAAUGCGACGACGCAUGGAGCUGAUGAAGGUGAGUGAGUGA